UUGGGUAUACCCUCUCCCUCAUUCACAGGUAGCUCUUCUGGGGCUAUGGAGCGUAGAAAUCUAUCAGCAGUGACUGAAUUUAUCUUCACUGGAUUUCCCCAGCUCCAGGAUGGUGGCCUCUUGUACUUUUUUCCUUUACUUUUCAUCUACACCUUUAUUGUGAUCGGGAACCUAAUGAUCUUCUUUGCUGUAAGGCUGGACGCCCAACUUCACAAUCCCAUGUAUAAUUUCAUCAGUAUCUUCUCAUUUCUUGAGAUGUGGUACACCACAGCCACCAUUCCUAAGAUGCUCUCAAAUCUGAUUAGCAAGCAAAAGACCAUCUCUUUCACUGGCUGCCUCUUGCAGAUGUACUUCUUCCAUUCACUUGGAAACACUGAAGGAGUAUUGCUGACUGUCAUGGCUAUUGACAGGUAUGUUGCCAUCUGCAACCCCCUCCACUACCCAACCGUAGUAACCCCGCGACUAUGUGCUCAGCUCUCUGCAGGUUCUUGUAUCUUUGGUUUCCUCAUCCUUCUACCUGAGAUUGUAUGGAUUUCAACCCUACCUUUCUGUGGCCCCAACCAAAUCCCUCAGAUCUUCUGUGAUUUCACCCCUUUAUUAAAUUUAGCCUGUACGGAUGCCUCUGUGAUCCUGGUGCAAGAUGUGAUUCAUGCUGUCGCCAUUCUAGUAACAGGUCUGAUUAUUUCUUUUUCUUAUAUCAGAAUUAUCAUUGUUAUCCUGGAUAUCCCUUCAGUUGAGGGCCGUAAAAAGGCCUUUUCCACCUGUACUGCUCAUAUCGCCAUCUUCCUGCUGUUUUUCGGCAGUGUGGCCCUCAUGUAUCUUAGAUUCUCUGCUACUUAUACACCAUUCUGGGACACCACCAUUGCUCUGACAUUCUCUGUAUUUGCUCCCUUUUUCAAUCCCAUUAUAUAUAGCCUGAGAAAUAAGGAUAUGAAACACGCCGUUAAGAAGCUCCUUUGCCCUCAAAAGGUGUUUAAAGAAUCUGGUAGUUAA
Molecule: messenger RNA, 993 nt
Organism: Diceros bicornis minor
Lineage: Eukaryota; Metazoa; Chordata; Mammalia; Perissodactyla; Rhinocerotidae
Product: olfactory receptor 6K3-like
Exons: 1
Coding region: 46-993 (315 amino acids)
Biological process (GO): G protein-coupled receptor signaling pathway
Cellular component (GO): membrane
Molecular function (GO): G protein-coupled receptor activity; olfactory receptor activity
Source: RefSeq, a predicted model, not a curated record